This is a messenger RNA of Penicillium soppii, 780 nucleotides long. RefSeq lists its product as uncharacterized. Gene Ontology annotation, biological process: peptidyl-proline hydroxylation to 4-hydroxy-L-proline. Gene Ontology annotation, molecular function: procollagen-proline 4-dioxygenase activity; iron ion binding; L-ascorbic acid binding. Gene Ontology annotation, cellular component: endoplasmic reticulum. The coding region runs from base 1 to 780 and encodes 259 amino acids. The record is from RefSeq and is a predicted model, not a curated record. The transcript is spliced from 2 exons. Lineage: Eukaryota; Fungi; Ascomycota; Eurotiomycetes; Eurotiales; Aspergillaceae.
AUGGCUCCGAAACCAAAAAAACCAGAUCUGAAAUCCCAGAAACAAACUCCAAAAACUUCCCCCAAUUGGCCUCCCCUUCGACCCCUCCUCCCCGCCGCCGAUCUAUCCCUGACCCCUCUCCUCACCAACCAAAUCUACCUAAUCCGCAAUUUCCUCCCGGGCACACUAUGCAAGAGCUACGUCUCGUUUCUUGCCUCGCUACCGCUGACCACAACCCCGGGGAAACCAAAGAAGGAUGAAGCAUUGCGAGUCAAUGACCGCUUCCAGAUUGACGAUAGUCGAUUUGCGGAGAUGCUGUGGGGUACGACGGCUUUGAAGGAGCUUGUAACGACCCGGUUUGCAGAGGAAGAAGAUGACGAGGAAGAUCGCACCAGCUUGCCUGCAGAACUUGUAGAGCGAGCGCAUCAACUCUGGGGUGGGGAGCCGCUAGGCUUGAAUCCUAAUAUUCGUAUCUAUCGGUACUCAACGGGGCAGUUCUUCGGGCAGCAUUACGACGAAACAAACAACUUAACUUUCACUCCACCUUCCUCACCUAAAGCUGUACCUGCCCGCACGACAUGGACCCUCCUGGUCUACCUGACCUCAUGCACAGGUGGCGAAACAGUCUUUUACCCGGAACCUACACGUGCGAACCGCAAUCCGGAGCCGAUAGCUGUUGCGCCGGAGGUUGGGAUGGCACUCUUGCAUCGCCAUGGGGAUCAUUGCAUGCUGCAUGAGGGGAUGGAGGUUACCGGUGGGGAGAAGUGGGUUUUGAGGAGUGAUCUAGUAGUCCAGAAGUGA